AUGACAACAGACGAGUUUGUUGCGAGUUCUCAUAUCCUCCACCGGUCCUUCUCCGAACGGCCGGCCAAGAUUGUCGCUGGCGAUGGCAUCAACCUCGUCUUGGAAAACGGCAAAACUGUGAUUGACGCCAGUUGCGGCCCGUCAGUUUCCUGUCUUGGUCAUACACAGCCUGAGAUAACCGAUGCAAUUGUGAAUCACCUGAAAAAUGAUAUCGCCUAUGUCUACUCAGGGUCGCCGUACACCAGCAGCGCGGCAGAGGAACUCGGAGAUAUACUCUUGUCACACAAACCCGGUGGUCUAUCAAAAGCGAUAUUUGUUAAUUCUGGUAGUGAAGCUACGGAUGCAGCGCUUAAACUGGCCAUUCAGUACUGGCAUGAGGUGGGACAACCGCAACGGACACACUUUAUUUCCCGAAAGCAGAGUUACCAUGGCAAUACCAUUGGUUCACUUUGUGUCUCUGGCCAUGAUUCUAGGAGAGAGUUCUAUCAGUCUUUUAUGUCUCAUAAUGUGUCGUUCCUGGAUCCCUGCUAUGCGUACCGGAUGAAGGAGCCCAACGAGUCAGACAAGGAGUUUGGUGAACGACUUGCCCGCCAAUUCGAGAACGAGAUCCUGCGAAUAGGCCCGAAUAGAGUUGCUGGGUUCAUUGCCGAGACCGUCAGUGGUACUACAUUAGGAUGCCUGCCUCCGGUGCCAGGAUACUUCAAAGCCAUCCGUGAUAUCUGCGACAAAUAUGGCAUCUUGUUAAUACUCGACGAGAUCAUCUGCGGCAUGGGGAAAACGGGCACAAUGCAUGCAUGGGAGCAGGAGGGCAUCUCCGGUCCUGAUAUUCAGACAAUUGGCAAGGCCCUUGGAGCUGGCUUCGUUCCUCUUUCCGGUGUAUUGCUACAUCAAAGAAUUUUUGAUGGCCUAUCUGCAGGGUCUAAAAAGCUCGCACAUGGCCAUACGUUUCAGGCCCAUCCUCUUGCCUGCGCUGCUGCGGUUGCAACCCAGAAGAUCAUCAAGCGGGAUAAUUUGAUCGACCGCGUGGCCGAGAUGGGGAGCAAACUGGAAUUCCUCUUGAUGCAAGAAAUCGGCCCUCUUCCUCUGGUUGGGGACAUCCGCGGCCGUGGGUUAUUCUGGGCAGUGGAAUUCGUCAAGGACAAACAAUUGAAGACGCCUUUCUCGCCCAAGGUGGACUUUUGCGGUCAGGUCGUGCGACAAUCUCUUGAGCUGGGAUUGAACAUCCUUGGUAACUUGGGUGUCACUGGUAAAUAUCAGGUUGACCAUGUCCUCGUCUGCCCGCCGUAUAUCGUAACCGAGCUGGAGUUACAAGGAAUUGUAUCUCUGCUCAAGACUGCGAUCGUGAAGACAAGCCAGUCUUUCCUUCUCCCCGGGCAUACGAACGGGACGAAUGGGUAUUAG
Molecule: messenger RNA, 1401 nt
Organism: Aspergillus versicolor CBS 583.65
Lineage: Eukaryota; Fungi; Ascomycota; Eurotiomycetes; Eurotiales; Aspergillaceae
Exons: 2
Coding region: 1-1401 (466 amino acids)
Cellular component (GO): cytosol
Molecular function (GO): pyridoxal phosphate binding; transaminase activity
Source: RefSeq, a predicted model, not a curated record